Messenger RNA from Pongo pygmaeus (Bornean orangutan), 1496 nucleotides. RefSeq names its product CD14 molecule (gene CD14). The transcript has 2 exons. The record is from RefSeq and is a predicted model, not a curated record. Lineage: Eukaryota; Metazoa; Chordata; Mammalia; Primates; Hominidae. Gene Ontology annotation, biological process: cellular response to lipopolysaccharide; toll-like receptor 4 signaling pathway; positive regulation of cytokine production. Gene Ontology annotation, molecular function: protein binding; lipopolysaccharide binding. Gene Ontology annotation, cellular component: membrane raft; external side of plasma membrane; lipopolysaccharide receptor complex. The coding region runs from base 245 to 1372 and encodes 375 amino acids.
AUCUUUCAUUGCAAUAUUUCCAAGAAAGGAAGGGGGCUGGCUCGGAGGAAGAGAGGUGGGGAGGUGGUCAGGGUUCACAGAGGAGGGAAGUGAAUGACAUCCCAGGAUUACAUAAACUCUUAGAAGCGGCCGAACAGUUCACAAGUGUGAAGCCUGGAAGCCAGCGGGUGCCGCUGUGUAGGAAAGAAGCUAAAGCACUUCCAGAGCCUGUCCGGAGCUCAGAGGUUCGGAGGACUCAUCGACCAUGGAGCGCGCGUCCUGCUUGUUGCUGCUGCUGCUGCCGCUGGUGCACGUCUCUGCGACCACGCCAGAACCUUGUGAGCUGGACGAUGAAGAUUUCCGCUGCGUCUGUAACUUCUCCGAACCUCAGCCCGACUGGUCCGAAGCCUUCCAGUGUGUGUCUGCAGUAGAGGUGGAGAUCCGUGCCGGCGGUCUCAACCUAGAGCCGUUUCUAAAGCGCGUCGAUGCGGACGCCGACCCGCGGCAGUAUGCUGACACGGUCAAGGCUCUCCGCGUGCGGCGGCUCACAGUGGGAGCCGCACAGGUUCCUGCUCAGCUACUGGUAGGCGCCCUGCGUGUGCUAGCGUACUCCCGCCUCAAGGAAUUGACGCUCGAGGACCUAAAGAUAACCGGCACCAUGCCUCCGCUGCCUCUGGAAGCCACAGGACUUGCACUCUCCAGCUUGCGCCUACGCAACGUGUCCUGGGCGACAGGGCGUUCCUGGCUCGCCGAGCUGCAGCAGUGGCUCAAGCCAGGCCUCAAGGUACUGAGCAUUGCCCAAGCACACCCGCCUGCCUUUUCCUGCGAACAGGUUCGCGCCUUCCCGGCCCUUACCAGCCUAGACCUGUCUGACAAUCCUGGACUGGGCGAACGCGGACUGAUCGCGGCUCUCUGUCCCCACAAGUUCCCGGCCCUCCAGAAUCUAGCGCUGCGCAACACAGGAAUGGAGACGCCCACAGGCGUGUGCGCAGCACUGGCGGCGGCAGGUGUGCAGCCCCACAGCCUAGACCUCAGCCACAACUCGCUGCGCGCCACCGUAAACCCUAGCGCUCCGAGAUGCAUGUGGUUCAGCGCCCUGAACUCCCUCAAUCUGUCGUUCGCUGGGCUGGAACAGGUGCCUAAAGGACUGCCAGCCAAGCUCAGAGUGCUCGAUCUCAGCUGCAACAGACUGAACAGGGCGCCGCAGCCUGACGAGCUGCCCGAGGUGGAUAACCUGACACUGGACGGGAAUCCUUUCCUGGUCUCUGGAACUGCCCUCCCCCAAGAGGGCUCAAUGAACUCCGGCGUGGUCCCAGCCUGUGCACGUUCGACCCUGUCGGUGGGGGUGUCGGGAACCCUGGUGCUGCUCCAAGGGGCCCGGGGCUUUGCCUAAGAUCCAAGAGAGAACAAUGAAUGGACUCAAACUGCCUUGGCUUCAGGGGAGUCCCGUCAGGACGUUGAGGACUUUUCGACCAAUUCAACCCUUUGCCCCACCUUUAUUAAAAUCUUAAACAACG